Molecule: messenger RNA, 537 nt
Organism: Ochlerotatus camptorhynchus
Lineage: Eukaryota; Metazoa; Arthropoda; Insecta; Diptera; Culicidae
Exons: 3
Coding region: 1-537 (178 amino acids)
Biological process (GO): positive regulation of DNA-templated transcription
Cellular component (GO): nuclear body
Source: RefSeq, a predicted model, not a curated record
AUGCGGAUUACGUUCGAGCAGCAUGGAUUUACGGUUUCUGCUGAGGAGAUAAAAAUCAGGAUGCACAAUCUCACUGCUAGAUACAGGAAAGAGAAAAAUCUGAUUGGGCCAUCUGGAGGGUCGCCUUCAAAGUGGCCGUAUUAUGUGGAAGUGCAUCGAAUUCUAGGCAGCUUCCGUAUCCACAUUGUGGAAGAGGUUGUAGAAGAGAGCAUUUCUGAUACCGAUGCGACUGAAGAAUGGUUGGAGAAUGAACACCCUUGUAGUGGAUCGGAAAUCUCUCCGACACCAUCUUCAUCUAGAUCUCCAUCGUCGUCGGGACGCUCAGCUGCGACGAAAAAAAAGAUCGUCAAUCAGGAUAUUCUCGAUGAGGUGAAGAGGAUCAACGCAAUAAUACAAGCCGAGUUCGAGCGUGUUCGAGAUACUGACGAGAGAUUAAUUGGUUUAGAAACCGAAAGAAACGAACUGCUAAGGGAGAUGAACGAACACGUGAAGCUAUUCAAUGAGACGUUCAUUAAUAUGAUGUCAAAGCUUUCCUGA